AUGUCUUCUGCGUCUGUCAAAUUAUUCAUCGGUGGUUUGUCCUGGAACACAAGCGAUGACUCUCUUCGCGACAAGUUCUCUGAAUAUGGAAAUGUCGAAGACGCUGUUGUUAUACGUGAUCGUGAAACUGGCCGUAGCCGCGGUUUCGGUUUUGUGACUUAUACGAAUAAUAAUGAUGCUGAAGAUGCUAUGAAACAAAUGCAUGGCGCGGAUUUUGACGGUCGAACCAUCAAAGUAAACGUGGCUUCUGACCGCGAACCUCGCUCUGGCGGAAGCUAUAGUAGCGGUGGUGGCAGUUAUAGCGGUGGUGGUGGCGGUUAUGGUGGCGGCAGUAGUUACGGCGGAGGAGGUCGUACAUCCCGUCGCGGAGGAAGUCGUGGAGGCCGUGGUGGUUAUGGUGGCGGUGGCGGUUAUGGUGGCAGCGGUGGUGGUUAUGGUGAUUCUGGUUACGGUGGAAAUGGUGGAAAUGGUGGUGGAUAUAAUGAUAAUAGUGGCGGUUAUGGCGGUGGCUACUAA
Molecule: messenger RNA, 516 nt
Organism: Ambispora gerdemannii
Lineage: Eukaryota; Fungi; Glomeromycota; Glomeromycetes; Archaeosporales; Ambisporaceae
Source: the annotation of a GenBank genome assembly